CACUUCGUCGCCGCCGCAGUGGCCAAAUUUAUAAAGGCGACGGGAUCCCAAAUUCGUUCGACGUGGUGUCGGCACCCAUUUUCUGAUCGCAGGUCUCUACAUCUCAUAAUCAUAUACACUGACAGUGUUGCCAUCAUGGUUCCCCCGGUCAAGACGGCGAAAGACGAGAACGCCAUCGCCCACGCGAGGACGCUGGAGCGGGUACCCUGGUGCGACGACUACGAGAAGAUGGUGUCGGGCAUGCUCUACAGCUGCAUGGCGCCCGAGCUGCUCGCAUCGAGGAACCGUGCCAGACGCCUGGCCCAGCGCUUCAACACGUACGUCCCGGAUGAGAGCGCGUCCGCCGACGAGGUUGCGAGCACGAGGGUGGGCAUGAUCAAGGAGCUGUUCGGCAAGAUCGGGGAGGAUGUCUACAUCGAGCCCAGCUUGCAGGUCGACUACGGCUGCAACAUCACUGUCGGAGACCGUUUCUACGCCAACUUCAACUGCGUCAUUCUUGACUGUGCUCAUGUCACCAUCGGUGACAGAGUCAUGUUCGCGACGGGCGUCAGCCUCAUCACGGCGACGCACGAGACAGGCUUGCAGUCGAGAAGAGACAACAUCGAGUACGCGGAGCCCAUCACCAUCGGGGAUGACUGCUGGAUCGGAGCAAACGUCACCGUGCUGCCGGGAGUCAAGAUCGGCAAGGGCUGCACGAUUGGUGCCGGAGCCCUCGUGAACAGAGAUAUUCCUGAUUACUCGGUGGCCGUGGGCGUCCCGGCCAAGGUUGUUAAAAAGGUAGAUCCCGUCGAUUAGACCGAGAAUAAGACGUAAUAAGCUGUCGCCAAUUCAGAGUCAACGACCCCGAGGCCUGCUUCUUGUCAUU
Messenger RNA from Colletotrichum destructivum, 865 nucleotides. Its product is annotated as Putative trimeric LpxA-like superfamily, maltose/galactoside acetyltransferase. Lineage: Eukaryota; Fungi; Ascomycota; Sordariomycetes; Glomerellales; Glomerellaceae. Gene Ontology annotation, molecular function: acetyltransferase activity. The transcript has 2 exons. The record is from RefSeq and is a predicted model, not a curated record. The coding region runs from base 136 to 795 and encodes 219 amino acids.